AGUGCGCUUCGACAAAACCCUAACCCAUCGUCGUCUUCUUCUUCUUGAUUCUUCAUCUCCUUUCAAGAGUCAACACUUGAAGAUCGCGCCCCUGCAAAUGGCCGAUUCUCCACCAAGAAGGAAUUCAAGGUCCCCUUCUCCGUGGAGAGCUCAAUCGAGGUCAAGAUCCAGGUCAAGGUCUAGAUCUAGGCCUAGGUCUAGAUCACGGUCAAGAUCUCUGGAAAAGCAAAGGCUAAGAUCCCGUUCGAGGAGUCGUGGCAGAUCAAGAUCAAGAAGUAAUGAAAGGCCUGAGGCGAAAAACACUGGGACUACACUUUAUGUGACUGGCCUAUCUUCAAGAGUCACGGAGAGAGAGCUAGAGCAGCAUUUCUCUAAGGAGGGAAAAGUUGCUUCGUGUUUUCUUGUGGUGGAGCCUCGCACGCGGAUUUCUCGUGGCUUUGCAUUUAUUACAAUGGAUUCUGUUGAGGAUGCAAACCGCUGCAUCAAAUAUCUCAAUCAAUCAGUUUUAGAGGGUCGCUAUAUCACUGUUGAGCGGAAUACAUUGCAUCAGCUAUUUUGGCACGCAAUCAAAGAUGAUCAGUUCAUCCAUGUCAACUUUAGUGAUACAGUUUGAUCAAUGGCAAGCUUAAACAGCUAAUCCAAUGCGUCUGAUCAACUAAACAUAGCAACUAUAUUGUCCAACAACUUUACAACAUCAGCAUUCACUUUCAACUCAACUAAUCAACGGACAUUAUCAACAACUUUCUAAUCAGGCUUUUAUGUCACGAAGAAAGCGGCCAAGAACUCCUACACCUGGACAUUACCUUGGGUUGAAAAGUACUAGAGACUAUGGAUAUCGUGGUGACCGUGGAAGGUAUCGAGGUGGUUCUGGUCGUGAUGAUUAUUCAUAUCGUAGGUCUCCAAGGCGCUCACCAUAUCGAGGUGGUAGAGAUUAUUCACCGAAGCACUCACCCUAUGGUGGAAGAUCUAAGAGGGACAGGUCCAGGUCACUACCUUAUUCUCCCUAUGGCAGCCCAGAUAGGAGUUUAUUCGCUGUAGUGUUACUUCAUCAACACUCAGGGUAGAGGUGUCGGAUUCUGCCAUUCUCGCCAUAGAAAAUGCAAAAAUUCUUCAGCCAUUGCUAUCCACCUCCCUGAAACCAGCAUUGCUACGAACCACGAGCCAGCCACAGAACUUCCAAUCAAUCUGCACUAAAACGCCCCUCCUUGAAAUCAAUCUGCACCAAUUAUGGGAUAUAGAGCGCCGGUAAUAGAAGAUGAAAAUGAAUGCUCUUUCCAUUUUAGUUUUUGACAUAAGAAGUUGAGCAAUAUUAAAGGAUUUAACUUUCUAAAAUAAACUACACCAAAGGACCUCUUGGUAAUAUUUAAAUUCAUUAAUGAUGUAUUUAUUGAAUAAGAAACAUAACUCUGUUAUUAGCUCACUUAUGAAGGGUAUCACCACCCUCUAAAGUGUUAAGGUAACUUCGGAAGCACCUAAAAACAUUGUAUGGGCUAUUUUAUAUAUCACGUGAAAGUUAGAAAAUAUAGUAACUUUUUCCAUAUACUUUGAUAGACGAAAACUAGAUAAACAAAACACAGAGCCCGGAAAAGAAAUAGGGUAUCACGGUCUAAAGGAAUUGUUGAUGAUGGUUCACACUAGAAGCAGCGUUCAGUGCUUUGGAGUCAAAUAGGAUAAAAAUGAGUUCUAAGUAAUGGUUAGACUAUGCAAUGAAUUUUCAAAAUUUUAUUGUUGUUUAUUUUGCCUAGUUAACGAGAUUAUGAUCCUGGGCUGGGCUUUGGUAAUCAACACAUACACUAUUCAUUUAAAAAGAAAAAGAGAAACCAAAAGUAUUGAAUGUUAUGAAACAAAAGCCCAAGCUGGGGUAGAGCAUUUGCUGUGGCACCCUGGAAGUGGAAACCACCAUGUUCCAUUUUUCUACCGUUGCACUGAAUCCUCAACCUCAUAAUUUCCUCCCAAUUUCCCCUUCCGCUUCCACUUCGCGCAAACUCAACCUUCUACAAACUAUCCAAUUCCCCAGAAACUGGAAUCUCCACUCUCUCUCUCCAUCGUUUCAUCCAAUAGACCAUUAUGACGAUUCCGAAGACCACGUCAUCGGCGACUGCGUCGUCUUCGAAGAAGGCGUUUUCGAAGACCCCAUUUUCCACAACGAUCCCCCCAAUUCUGAUACUCUCACCAUUAACAAACCGAAACCCAGUUCCAAGAAAAAGUUGGAUAAUGUGAUUGUGGCUGAGAAUUUGGUUCCAAAUAAGUGGCGAGAAGUUCAGGCAGAGAUUAACAUCACGAAGAAGGAGAUGCGCAAGAUAGCUCAGGAAAUGGAGUUCAACAGCAAGAUUGAGAAGAAGAGAAGAGGGCCGGUUCCUCUUAAGGAUAUGAACUUGGAUGAGUACGACACUUACAAAGAGGCUAAAUUGACACAGAUGAAAGUUCUCGACAACGGAUAUAGUUUUCCGGUGAAAAAAGAGGUUCCAGAAGCUGAAUUGAAUGAUGGUGAACGCGUAGUGCCCAAGAAUCCUAGGUGGGAUGUUUACGGGAGGGGAUUUGAGGAUGUCACUGAGUUUUUCAACAGUGGGAACUACGACCCUAAUGCUAAGACUUCUCAAGGUAAACGGAAACUGUUUACUAAGGAGGAGAAGGCUUUGUUGAAUAAGGGAAUGCCAGACUUGGCAGCUGCUACUUCAGAUAAAUGGCUUCCUCUGCAUACUCUUGCUGCUUGUGGAGAAUUUUAUAUUUUAGAUUCACUGUUGAAGUAUAAUGUUGAUAUCAAUGCUGUGGAUAAGGAUGGUUUGACUGCCCUUCACAAAGCAAUAAUUGGAAAAAAACAGGCCAUAACCAAUUAUCUCCUGAGAAACUCAGCUAACCCCUUUGUGCAGGAUAAAGAGGGCGCCACCUUGAUGCACUAUGCAGUACAAACAGCUUCUAUCCAGACAGUUAAAAUACUUUUAUUGUAUAAUGUGGAUAUAAAUCUCCAAGACAAUGAUGGCUGGACACCAUUACAUCUUGCUGCUCAAGCUCGGAGAUCAGAUAUAGUGAGGCUUCUGCUGAUUAAAGGUGCUGAUAAGACAUUAAAAAACAAGGAUGGUUUAACUCCUCUUGACCUUUGCCUUUACUCUGGUCAAAGUGCUAGAACAUAUGAGCUGAUCAAGUUGUUUAAGCAGCCUCAGAGACGUAGUAGAUAUGUAUCAGCAUGAUAGAUGAGGAUAAGAGACAAUACAACUACUGUAAUAUUUGGACCAGCAAGUGAAGAUUAGCCAUUGCCAAUUUUUGCAUGACAUUUAGCAUCCUUCACAUAUGGAAAUUUUAGGACAACCACGGUAUCGUACUAUAUUAAAAAUGUAUUUAAAUAUGAUAGAAAAAUAGAAAUAUUUUCAUGAAAAAGAAAGAAAGAUUAUUGUCCAACUUGAAAAAAAAAAAACUUAUUCAAGGAAAAAGCUACAUUUGAAAAAAGGAGCUGCUAAAUUGUUUGACUUCAAAUAUUAAAACUCAGCGAAGCUUGAUUCACAUAAUUAUACUAGAUCAAAGACAUGAGGAAAUUUUAAUAGAAAAAUACUUUGAAGAUGAACCUAUUUCUAUACAAUAGUAAAAAGUUAUUGAUGGCAUCGUGCUUGAACAAUCUGUUCCACUUAGUGUCAAAGAAUUAUUACUAUCGUAUGACAUUUAUGUUCACUGUUGUAACAAAUAAAGCAUGCAUGUUCUAAAAUGGACAUUUAUAAAACUGUAACAACUAAUCCUAGCAUUGGUUGAUAGGGCAAUAAGUCUAAUUCUAAAUAAAAUUUUCACUGCCAUAAAAUGUUAAUGAACAGAUAAAACUUUGUGCGCGAUGAUUUUAUCAUUUUAAAUCUUAAUUGCUUCUCCUGGGUUUUAGGAAUUUUUUAAGUUCAAAUAACUUUAUAUGUUUAGGAAAUAGUGCACUGAUAAUCAUAGCUAGAAAGAAAAAUAAUUUGUCAAAGGUUUAAAUUUCAAGCAAGUAAACUUCUUAAAUUUCAGAGAUAAUUAUUAAAACUAAAUUAUAAAAAUAGUGGGGAUAAUUUAGAAUUUAAUUUAUAAUUUUGUUGUGAUUUUACUUAAAUAAAAAUAAUUAGUUUGCACCUGUAAUUUCCCUGUAAUUAGUUCAACACCUUCUGAUCUAACGUUUAUUACUCAUUCCAACCUAGCAAUUUCUUAGUGCUAGCAGU
Abrus precatorius (Indian licorice) is the source of this 4172-nucleotide messenger RNA. Its product is annotated as ankyrin repeat domain-containing protein, chloroplastic. Bases 1902 to 3188 code for a protein of 428 amino acids. The transcript has 17 exons. Gene Ontology annotation, cellular component: chloroplast outer membrane. The record is from RefSeq and is a predicted model, not a curated record. NCBI's taxonomy places the organism in Eukaryota, Viridiplantae, Streptophyta, Magnoliopsida, Fabales, Fabaceae. Gene Ontology annotation, biological process: protein targeting to chloroplast. Gene Ontology annotation, molecular function: protein binding; chloroplast targeting sequence receptor activity.